Messenger RNA from Lichtheimia ornata, 486 nucleotides. RefSeq lists its product as uncharacterized. Gene Ontology annotation, molecular function: protein binding. The record is from RefSeq and is a predicted model, not a curated record. The transcript is spliced from 3 exons. Lineage: Eukaryota; Fungi; Mucoromycota; Mucoromycetes; Mucorales; Lichtheimiaceae. The coding region runs from base 1 to 486 and encodes 161 amino acids.
AUGGCCACCAACAACGAACUCUUGGACGACGUAAUCUUUGCAGCUCGCAGUGGCGAUCUCGACGAUCUCAAGAAUGCCAACCCCAAUGCAGACUACUUUGUCACCAAAAAUGAUAUGGGCAACACUGCUCUUCACAUGGCAAGUGCCAACGGACAUGAAGAUGUGGUAGCAUGGAUGGUUGAAAAGCUCGCUGAAAGCAAGGGCGAUCAACUUAAGGCUGUAGUGAACGUUCAAAACGAAGAGGGCAAUACACCUUUGCAUUGGGGCGCGUUGAAUGGUCAUUUGGCUGUUGUCGAAAUUCUUGUCAAGAACGGUGCUGAUUGCAAGAUCAAGAACAAGAUGGGCAAGACCCCCAUUUAUGAAGCUCAGCAACGCACUCACGAAAAGGUGGCCGAGUUCUUUUUGGCAACCAUGAUUGAUGAAGAGCCUGAUGAACCUGUGGAUGAAGACGAGCAAUUUGUCGAGAACGGAUAUCAAAAGCAAUAA